This is a messenger RNA of Helicoverpa zea (corn earworm), 1532 nucleotides long. It is a transcript of the gene Rpn13, whose product is annotated as proteasomal ubiquitin receptor ADRM1. The record is from RefSeq and is a predicted model, not a curated record. Gene Ontology annotation, molecular function: ubiquitin binding; endopeptidase activator activity; proteasome binding. Lineage: Eukaryota; Metazoa; Arthropoda; Insecta; Lepidoptera; Noctuidae. Gene Ontology annotation, cellular component: nucleus; proteasome regulatory particle, lid subcomplex; cytoplasm. Gene Ontology annotation, biological process: ubiquitin-dependent protein catabolic process. The coding region runs from base 161 to 1405 and encodes 414 amino acids. The transcript is spliced from 6 exons.
CGGUGGUCAGAUCUGUGGUAAAGAUAUUAAUAUUCUGUGGGUUUGUUUGAUGAAAUCAUGAAAUGAAAAAUCAUAGUCAUUCAUUUCGGUGAAGUUUAUAUUUUACUAGAAUCACUGUUUGGUUUAAUUUUGUUUAAAAUUUGACUCAUUGUGCAGAAACAUGUCGGCUACUGCAUUAUUCGGUAAUACUUCUGGCUUAGGAGGAAGUUCCGGUGGGAACAAGCAUUUGGUGGAAUUUCGUGCCGGUAGAAUGACUCUAAAGGGUCGUAUGGUUCAUCCCGAUAAGAGGAAGGGGCUAUUGUAUGUGUAUCAAGGAGAAGACUCGUUGAUGCAUUUUUGUUGGAAAGACCGUACUACCGGCGAGGUCGAGGAUGACUUGCUCAUAUUUCCUGAUGACUGUGAGUUUGUGCGAGUGAAUGAAUGCACAACAGGCCGAGUCUAUGUCUUGAAGUUCAAGUCUUUUUCAAAGAAAUACUUUUUCUGGAUGCAGGAGCCUAAGACCGAUAAGGAUGAUGAUUAUUGCCGCCGCAUCAAUGAAGCUCUAAACAAUCCUCCAACAUCUGGUGGCCGUGGAGGUGGCGGUGGUGGUGGACAGGAUGGAGAGUUGCAAAACAUAUUGAACAACAUGUCCCAGCAGCAACUCAUGCAACUCCUUGGAGGAGUCGGCCAAAUUGGAGGAUUGUCUUCCCUUCUGGGCACAAUGGGUAAUAACAGUGGAAGCAACAGUGGCAACACUAGCGCUCGGCCAUCGGCUGGCAGUGGCAACAGCAGCCGCGGCGGCAGUGCCCCGCGCACCACUGAGGCCAGUGCCGCGCGCACCCCGUCUCGCGCCCGCGAUGUGCCCGCGCCCACUGCCACGCCUCCUAACACCGCUACUGCUGCAGCGCCACGUGAUGGCGCAGGGGGGCAGGUGUACUUGUCGGACUUGCAACGCUACUUCUCAGGGCUGGGCCAUGCGCCUCCGGAAGGCGACGCGGGAGCGGCGGGGGCGGCGGGCGCGCGCGUUGACCUGGCGGCGGCGCUGGCGUCGCCCGACGUGGUGACCACGGCCAGCGCGGCUCCCAACGCGGCCCGCCUGGCGCCGCACUUGCCGCCCGCUCCGCCCGGCGCCGCCCAGGACGAUGUAAGGACCACCCUGCUCUCACCGCAGUUCGCUCAGGCAGCAAACCAAUUUUCUUCUGCAUUGACUUCUGGGCAAAUGGGUCCAGUAAUAUCGCAGUUUGGUUUACCGUCCGAAGUGACUUCAGCUGCUAACACGGGCGAUAUGCAAGCCUUCUUUAAGGCGCUUGAGAAUACAUCCAAUGCAUCCGAUAAGUCCAAGGAAGAUGACAAGAAAAAGGAAGAAAAACCGAAAGAUGAUAAAGGAGAUAAAAAAGAUGACGACGCCGAAAUGUCACUUGAUUGAUGGGAUGUUAAUUUUUUUUGCAACUUAGUUGUGUUUCAAGCUGCGAAGCUAAGUACCUAUAUGCAAAAUUUUGUUUAUAUUCGUUAGCGAUUUCUUAUAACAUUGAAAUAUAGUUUUCUUUUUGUGA